Molecule: messenger RNA, 1065 nt
Organism: Cetraspora pellucida
Lineage: Eukaryota; Fungi; Glomeromycota; Glomeromycetes; Diversisporales; Gigasporaceae
Source: the annotation of a GenBank genome assembly
AUGCCGCAAUGUGCCAUUAGCUCGUUAGCAUUUGCUUCCGGAGCAAUUGCAACGGCUGCAGGUGUUGGAUAUGUUUUCGGUCGUCCAGCCAAGACAAGAAAUUCUUCACGAUUAUCAGUUCAUUCAAUGUCCACUAUCUCAAUUUCAUCAAAAAGUCCAUUUAAAAGAUUUAAAUUAUUUCUUUCAAAACAUAAACAUCUUUCUCCUACAAAAAAUAUUUUACAAUCAACUACAAUACAUCCUUUAAUGGUUCACCUUGAUAAUCUUGUAGAUGAUGAUAUUUCAUCUACUUAUUCUGAUGUUACAAGUGUAUAUACUAUGGAUCGUAAAAUAAGUUCUACUCCAAAUAUACCUGGUGUUUUAGCUCAAGCUUUUGAUAGUUCUUCUGCAGUUGCUUCAUUCAAUCCUAGAGCAAGGUCUUCAUUACCUUCUUUACCAAUUUCUAUAACUCCUCCUCCAAAAUUUCGUCAUAAUCGUUCAAAUUCUUUACCUCCAACUGCUUUUUCAAGAAGUUUUUAUCGACAACCUACUCCAAGUGAAAGUUGGGAUGAUGAUUUUGACUUGGAUGAUGAAAUAAAUGUUCCUAAUUCUGUUGAACAAGCUCAAUUCUCUUUAAGAAUGGAUAUUACCAAUAUUCGAGAUUUCGUUUCUCAAAUUGAAGAAUUAAAAGUAUUACGUAACAAAAAACAAUUCCUUGCUUCAACAAUUCAAUCAAAGAUUACUAGGAAAUGGUCAAAUGGUUUUACUAAAUCAAAAAAAAAGAGUAAAAAAUAUAAAGAUUUAGAAUCUCGUUUUAAACAAGAUUGGGAAGAAGUUGCUGUGAUAAUUGAUCUUUCUGAUGUGGCAAAAGAUAGGCAACCAACUUUUGAUGGUGGAAAAAGAGUUGCCGUUGAUAUUGAAAAAAUCCCUUCCGAACGACAUAUGCAAUCAAGACGAAAAGAAAAUUUUAGAAUAAGUGUUGAAGUAAUGCCAAGUUUGAUUGAUCAUUUAAAAAAAUUACAGGACAGAUUAUCUGAACAUGUAGAUAAAUUAGGUGCUUUGGCAACUGUUGAGAGAAACCUCUAA